This is a messenger RNA of Culex quinquefasciatus (southern house mosquito), 1355 nucleotides long. RefSeq names its product probable enoyl-CoA hydratase, mitochondrial (gene Echs1). Gene Ontology annotation, cellular component: mitochondrion. The coding region runs from base 267 to 1148 and encodes 293 amino acids. Gene Ontology annotation, molecular function: enoyl-CoA hydratase activity. The transcript has 3 exons. The record is from RefSeq and is a predicted model, not a curated record. Lineage: Eukaryota; Metazoa; Arthropoda; Insecta; Diptera; Culicidae. Gene Ontology annotation, biological process: fatty acid beta-oxidation.
AAACUCCCAAAAAUAAUUAGUUCAAAUUAGCUCAACGCACCCUAGAUCGGCCUCCUAGAUUUCGACUGGGUUGCCGACACAACACAAUCACCCUCAAAGUCCACAAACAAGCCGGUUUUGUACACACGAUAGCGCGCAUCUGUAUUCGUGCCGUGGAGUUUGGCCCAUCAGCGGUGGAAGUUGAGGCUUUCUGGAACGAACCUUCCGAGAUCACAGUCGUCUUCCUCGUCUUCGCGUGCUCCCGGCCUACUUGAUUUUCAACAGCAAUGGCGAACAUUGGCAAGAUUUUUGCUUCCCGUGCCUGCGGCCUGGCCAAGGCGGCCAACUACAGCAACAAUGUGCGCUUCUACUGCUGCGCUUCCCCGAAGGCGUUCGAGUUCAUCAAGACCGAGCUGGUGGGUGAGAAGAAGAACGUCGCCCUGAUCACGCUGAACCGCCCCAAGGCCCUGAACGCCCUCUGCAAUGGGCUGAUGAGCGAGGUUAGCCAGGCGCUGGACCAGUUCGAAGCCGACAGCACCGUCGGAGCGAUCGUCAUCACCGGCAGCGAGAAGGCGUUCGCGGCGGGAGCCGACAUCAAGGAGAUGCAGCCGAACACCUACGCCAAGUGCAUCAUGGGUAACUUCCUGAACAACUGGACCCGCGUCGCCCAGGCCCAAAAGCCGGUGAUCGCUGCCGUCAACGGAUACGCCCUCGGUGGUGGGUGCGAGUUCGCCAUGAUGUGCGACAUCAUCUACGCCGGUGACAAGGCCAAGUUCGGCCAGCCGGAGAUUGCCCUCGGAACGAUUCCCGGAGCCGGCGGUUCCCAGCGCACCACCCGCGUCAUGGGCAAGUCCAAGGCCAUGGAGAUGUGUCUCACCGGAAACAUGAUCAACGCUGAGGAAGCGGAACGCUCCGGGCUCGUUAGCAAGGUCUUCCCCGCCGAUAAGGUCGUUGGGGAAGCCAUCAAGCUGGGCGAGAAGAUCUCCACCUUCUCCCCGCUGAUCGUGCAGCUGUGCAAGGAAGCGGUCAACACGGCGUACGAAACCACCCUCCACGAGGGACUCAAGUUCGAGCGUCGCCACUUCCACGCUACCUUCUCGACCAAGGAUCGCCAGGAGGGUAUGACCGCGUUCGUUGAGAAGCGUGCGCCCAAGUUCAUCAGCGAAUAAAGGAUAUCGCUUGUACGCGAAAUAAACACAAUGACGGGGUAUUGGGAUCGACCCGCACAGUACUGUUGCAGCUGUUGUGAGGUCGAACCGAGAGCAUUUGAUGCAUUUAUUAAUCUUUAGAAGAUUUGCUUUAUAUGCAAAGCAAUUUGUUGUAUAACACCAGUGAGGAAUAAAAACUGUCUAUUUUGUCUUUUGAAAAAAAAAAAA